Hyaena hyaena (striped hyena) is the source of this 838-nucleotide messenger RNA. RefSeq names its product peptidase inhibitor 15 (gene PI15). The coding region runs from base 1 to 777 and encodes 258 amino acids. Gene Ontology annotation, cellular component: extracellular region. The transcript is spliced from 5 exons. NCBI's taxonomy places the organism in Eukaryota, Metazoa, Chordata, Mammalia, Carnivora, Hyaenidae. The record is from RefSeq and is a predicted model, not a curated record.
AUGAUAGCAACCUCUGCAGUCAGCAGUGCACUUCUGUUCUCCCUUCUCUGUGAAGCAAGUGCCGUCGUCUUACUCAAUUCCACUGACUCAUCCCCGCCAACCAAUAAUUUCACUGAUAUUGAAGCAGCACUAAAAGCACAACUAGAUUCUGCGGAUAUCCCCAAAACCAGGCGGAAGCGCUACAUUUCGCAGAAUGACAUGAUCGCCAUUCUUGAUUACCAUAAUCAAGUUCGGGGGAAAGUGUUCCCACCAGCAGCGAACAUGGAAUAUAUGGUUUGGGAUGAAAAUCUUGCAAAAUCUGCAGAGGCUUGGGCAGCUACUUGCAUUUGGGACCAUGGACCUUCUUACUUACUGCGAUUUUUGGGCCAAAAUCUGUCGGUACGAACUGGAAGAUAUCGCUCUAUUCUCCAGCUUGUCAAGCCAUGGUAUGAUGAAGUGAAAGAUUAUGCUUUUCCAUAUCCUCAGGAUUGCAACCCCAGAUGUCCUAUGAGGUGUUUUGGCCCCAUGUGCACACAUUAUACACAGAUGGUCUGGGCCACCUCCAAUCGGAUAGGAUGUGCAAUUCAUACUUGCCAAAACAUGAAUGUUUGGGGAGCUGUAUGGCGACGUGCAGUUUACCUGGUAUGCAACUAUGCCCCAAAGGGCAACUGGAUUGGAGAAGCACCAUAUAAAGUAGGGGUACCAUGUUCAGCUUGCCCUCCAAGUUAUGGAGGAUCUUGUACUGACAAUCUUUGCUUUCCAGGAGUAACAUCAAACUACCUAUACUGGUUUAAAUAAGCAUAUCUUUUCCUUCAGGAAAUGGAAUGGUUUCUGGGAAUAGGCAUAUAUAUAUAUUGAG